This is a messenger RNA of Coniosporium apollinis CBS 100218, 3711 nucleotides long. RefSeq names its product chitin synthase 4. The coding region runs from base 1 to 3711 and encodes 1236 amino acids. Gene Ontology annotation, cellular component: cell periphery; cell septum. Lineage: Eukaryota; Fungi; Ascomycota; Dothideomycetes. The record is from RefSeq and is a predicted model, not a curated record. The transcript is spliced from 4 exons. Gene Ontology annotation, molecular function: chitin synthase activity.
AUGUCUUUACCAGAACGACCGAAUCCUACCUCGCCGAGGCGAGAACACAGGCAUGCGCCACGGUCUUCUCCAUACAGAGAUUCACCACAGCGAAGACGACGGCCCUCAGACGUCGAGGCACGGCCUUACGACCGCUCCUCUCACCGAAAAGUGCCCUCAAUUUCUUACACACAGCCUGUACCUACACAUAGCAUGCCCGUCGAUCGAGGCGCCGCUCGGGCGACACAGGCAGAGUCUGACCUCGGGCGCAAGAAGAGCUUGGUUCGGCCGGAGCGCAACCGCAUAGACAGAGACCACCCGAAUUACCACUACCGAAAACAUGCGCAGAACAUGACCACCCUCCCCUCGAGCACCGGUAACGAUCUGACAUCGGAGGAACAUGGUGAGGCGGAGACUGUCACGUCGGACGAGGCGGACGUGAAGAGCUUGCAACCUGCCCCAAGGGGCUAUUCAGACAGACCACGACCGCGAGACGAGGGCGGUUCGCCACUCAGGAGGGACCAGAGCGCCAAGUCACAACGGAAGUUGACACGGAAGGAUACUCGGACCCUCGAGUCGGAGGAGAAGCAGCGCCAAAAAGUCAAAGAUGCCGCCCGGCCGUUGAGUUUAUGGAGCGUUUACUGCGGAGUGGUCACAUUCUGGUGUCCCGAUGCCGUAUUGCGGUGUUUUGGCAAGCCGGCGAAACCCCAGCAGCGCGCGUGGCGCGAAAAGAUGGGCCUCAUCAGCAUCAUCCUGCUGAUAUGUGCGUUUGUCGGCUUCCUGACAUUCGGUUUCACGGAGACGGUGUGCAAGCAGGGAGGCCCACAGCGGUUGCGAAUCAACAAGGUAGAUGCGGGAUUCAUGAUAUUCCAUGGACAAGCAUACGACCUGUCGAGAUCGCAGCAUCCACAAGCUCGUGGCGUACCAAACUUUGCUAAUGUUCUCUUUGACUUACAAGAGAAGAAUGGGGGCAAAGAUGGCAGCUUCCUCUUCCAGAAUGUCAAUGGACAGUGCAAAGGAUUGAUCACCGCUGCCGAGGGCUCGGAUGUCCCAUCCUCAGACAAUGGCCGCGAGUUAGCCUGGUACUUCCCGUGUACACCUUUCAACCAGGAUGGAUCCAGUGAGCCACCCAGCAACGCCUCGUUCUAUCUCGGGUAUGCCUGCCAUACGUCGCGAACUGCCCGGGACUCAUUUUAUAAUGAACUCCACAGCUCCGGCGAUGUGUAUUUCACAUGGGACGACAUCAGAAACUCGAGCCGGAACCUUAUGGUCUGGGGCGGAGAUGUACUGGAUCUAGACUUGCUGCAAUGGUUCAACACAAGCCAGGUUGCGGUUCCGGACGAGUUUGAACGGAUUAGGACCAAUCCCAACGUUAGAGGCAUUGACGUUACCCGUGCCUUUGCAUCGAACAGAGAAAAGCAGAUCGCUAGAUGCUUCACCGAGAUCAUCAAGGUCGGAUCGAUCGAUACAGAGUCUGUCGGUUGCAUUGCUUCUCAGGUAGUGCUCUAUGUGUCUCUUGUGUUCAUCUUGUCCAUCGUCCUGGUCAAGUUCUUGCUUGCGCUCUGCUUCCAGUGGUUUCUUUGCCGCCGCUUUGGCGCCUCAAAAACAACGCUUGGACCGGAGAACUCGAAGAAGCGGAAGCAGCAGAUAGAAGACUGGACUGAAGACAUCUACCGGGCGCCACCAAAACUUGCAGACCCAAUUGGCGGCAUGGCCGAUAGGUCAAGCAAGCGCGGCAGUCAGUUCUUCCCAACCACGUCGAGAUUCACCAGCCCGUAUGCCAUCGAGCGAGCAACCGCCAGAAAGAGUACAGCACCUACUACCAUGGCCAGUCAGACAUCUACCGCACGACUGCUAUCUUCAGGGGGCGGCACGAUCUACAAGCAAGGGAACCACAGCCAGGGAACACUGCCUACCUAUGUUGACUCCCAGGGCACCAAGACUUCGAUGCAGGAAAGCAGAGCCAGCUUGCUGCUCUCAGGUACGACGGGCCAGCAGAGGUUCUCCAGCGUGAUGGGCGAGUCCGAUGGGCCAGGUCCAGCGGGCUUCAUCCACGAUGCUGUCGUGCCACAGCCGCCUCCCGAGUGGCAGCCUUUCGGUUAUCCUUUGGCCCACGCCAUUUGUCUGGUCACAGCCUAUUCCGAAGGAGAGGAAGGUCUGAGGACGACUCUCGACUCUAUCGCCACAACGGACUAUCCCAACAGCCACAAGCUCAUCUUAGUCAUCUGCGAUGGUAUAAUCAAAGGCAAAGGCGAGGCUUUAUCAACACCGGACAUCGCUCUUGGAAUGAUGAAGGACCAUGCAAUCUCCCCCGGCGACGUUCAGGCUUUCUCCUACGUUGCGGUAGCCAGCGGGUCAAAGCGCCACAACAUGGCCAAGAUCUACUCAGGCUUCUACGACUAUGGCAGAGAUUCCAGGAUCCCUGGUGAGAAGCAGCAGCGCGUCCCGAUGAUGGUCGUCGUCAAAUGCGGAACGCCCGACGAAGCGAGCAAAAGUAAACCGGGUAAUCGGGGCAAGCGAGACAGUCAGAUCAUCCUGAUGUCUUUCUUACAGAAAGUCAUGUUCGACGAACGGAUGACUGAGCUCGAGUUUGAGAUGUUCAACGGCAUAUGGAAGAUAACAGGCAUCUCGCCAGACUUCUACGAGAUCGUUCUCAUGGUUGACGCUGAUACGAAAGUGUUCCCGGACAGCUUGACGCACAUGAUCUCAGCGAUGGUCAAGGAUCCGGAGAUUAUGGGCCUGUGCGGUGAGACGAAGAUAGCAAACAAGCGACAGAGUUGGGUUUCCAUGAUCCAGGUGUUCGAGUACUUCAUCUCCCACCACCUGUCAAAAUCUUUCGAGUCCGUGUUCGGUGGUGUCACCUGUCUGCCCGGUUGCUUCUGCAUGUAUCGCAUCAAAACACCAAAGGGCGGGCAAAACUACUGGGUGCCCAUCUUAGCGAACCCCGAUAUUGUGGAGCAUUACUCCGAAAACGUGGUUGACACGCUACACAAGAAGAACCUGCUGCUGCUUGGCGAGGAUCGGUAUCUGUCAACGCUUAUGCUGAAAACAUUCCCGAAGCGGAAGCAGGUCUUCGUUCCACAGGCUGUCUGCAAGACCACCGUCCCCGACCAGUUCAGUGUGCUGCUUUCACAGCGUCGGCGGUGGAUCAACAGUACCGUGCACAAUCUGAUGGAGCUAGUGCUCGUCAGAGACCUGUGCGGAACGUUCUGCUUCAGCAUGCAGUUUGUUGUGUUUAUUGAGUUGGUCGGAACGCUAGUGCUUCCGGCUGCCAUCUCGUUCACUAUCUACCUAAUCGCCAUCUCCAUCAAAGCGGCAAUUGAGCGCACCGAAGCGCCGCUUAUCCCGCUUCUUCUUCUCGCGCUCAUUCUUGGCCUCCCGGCCGUUUUGAUCGUGCUAACGGCGCACCGUUGGUCCUACGUUGGGUGGAUGUUCAUCUACCUGCUCUCGCUGCCGAUCUGGAACUUAGUCCUCCCGACCUACGCCUACUGGAAGUUCGACGACUUCAGCUGGGGCGACACGCGCAAGACGGCGGGCGAGAAGGUGAAGAAGGCAGGUAUCGAGUACGAGGGCGAGUUCGACAGCAGCAAGAUAACGAUGAAACGCUGGGGCGACUUCGAGCAAGAACGAAGACUCAAACCUCCGGGCACCGGCUACUCGCAGCGAUCAACGUCGGUCGGAGGCUGGCCCCCGCAUAAACAGCAUGGGUACGAGCCGUAUUACGAUCACUGA